Trichoderma gamsii is the source of this 897-nucleotide messenger RNA. RefSeq lists its product as hypothetical. NCBI's taxonomy places the organism in Eukaryota, Fungi, Ascomycota, Sordariomycetes, Hypocreales, Hypocreaceae. The record is from RefSeq and is a predicted model, not a curated record. The transcript has 2 exons. Bases 1 to 897 code for a protein of 298 amino acids.
AUGAUACCCUCAUCCGUGAUUUCGCUCCUCGUCGCCGCCCUGUCCAUCUCCCCCGCCGGCGCCUCGCCAACCGCGCGCUUCGACCGCCUAAAGCGAGACAAGACGCCCAAAUACUUCAUCGAGCCCGGCGGCAGCCUCGCGCUGGGCCACUACGACAAGCGCUUCUUCAAGGCCGAGAUCCCGUACGGCGAGCACCGCGACGUGCUGCGCCAGCUGGUCCGCAGCUACCUGACGACCUUGCACGAGCACGGCGUCGAGACAUGGCUCGCCCACGGCACGCUGCUGGGCUGGUGGUGGAACGGCCAGAUCAUGCCGUGGGACUACGACCUGGACGUGCAGGUGUCCAACAACACCAUGCAGUGGCUGGGCGACAACAUGAACCGCACCGAGCACACCCACGAGUUUAAUGGCAACUCCAAGACGUAUCUGCUCGACAUCAACCCGCACCACGUCGACAUCGACCGCGGCGACGGCAUGAACAUCAUCGACGCGCGCUGGAUCGACACCACCAACGGCAUGUUCAUCGACAUCACCGGCGUGCGCGAGCGCGAGGCCGACCGCCCGGGCGUCUGGAGCUGCAAGAACAAGCACCGCUACGGCAGCCAGGACCUGUGGCCCAUGCGCGUCACCGAGUUUGAGGGCGUCAAGGCGCGCAUCCCGUACAACUUUGAGCAGAUUCUGCGUGACGAGUACGGCGACAAGAGCUUGGUUGUCGAGGAGUUCCAAAACCACCGCUGGAACCACGACAUUAGCGAAUGGGUCAAAAUGUCCGACGAAGAAAUCAAGCAGCGCAAAGAAGAAGAGGAGGCCAGGAAAAAGGAAGAGGAGGCCAAGAAAAAGGAAGAGGAGGCCAAGAAAAAGGAAGAGGAAGCCAAGAAGAAUGAGAAAACCGACUAA